AUGUUCCAGGAUGAAGAAACCGACCUCGAAAAGGCCGAGAAGAUCAUGGAUGCCGUGAGCUCGAGCUCCGAGAAGCCCGAGGAUUUCGUGAUGAUCAUGAUUCAUUCAAACAAUUACUUUGUAGACAGCGACAUCGACGUGCCGAAGGGCCCGGAUUCGGCAUCGGAGAAGGAUGCGCAAAGCGACUCCGACAUCCACAGCGAUGUUGAGGGCCCCGGGACAUCGUCCAAGGAGGAGGAUCCGGGAAGCGACAGCAACGUGGAGUCGAAGAAGCUGGGCCGCCGCGGCCCACGUCUGAAGGAUUUCGCAACUGACACCGACUGGGCCCGGGCAUUUGUGGAGUCACAGAACUCACGAUCGGAGAAGGAUGGACCAAGCGACAGCGACAUGGAGCCGAAGGGGCCGCUGGGUUCGGCAUCCGAGAAGGAAGGACGAAGCGCCAGCGAUAUCGAGCCGAAGGGGCCACUGGACUCGGCAUCGGAGGAGGAUGGACCAAGCGCCAGCGACAUCGAGCAGAAGGGGCCACUGGACUCGGCAUCGGAGAAGGAUGGACGAAGCAGCAGCGACAUCGAGCAGAAGGGGCCACUGGACUCGGCAUCGGAGAAGGAUGGACGAAGCAACAGCGACAUCGAGCCGAACGGGCCACUGGAGACGGCAUCGAAGAAGGAUGGACCAAGCAAGAGCGACAUCGAGCAGAAGAGGAAGGGCCCACGACGGGAGAAGGAUGGACCAGGCAAGAGCGACAUCGAGCAGAAGAAGAAGGGCCCACUGGACUCGCCAUCGGACCAGGAUCUGCCAAGCGACUUCGACAGCCCCACGAAUCCCGAGUGGCUCCCCGAGACUAUGAUGGACGCAGAGGAUGAUCCCAUGGCAGAGCCGUUCAUGUCCAGCAGCGAUGAGGACCCUGCCCGGAACAACAAGAAGCGGCCAAACCUCAUGAUGGUGAAGGCGGAGGAGCACAGCGAGGACGACGAGGCAUGCAGCACGCCCACGUCGAUUGCGGAGCUCAUGGGAUUGAACAAAGAUAUGAUGCAUGCUGAUGUCGAGCCAGUUGGAGAGCAGGGAUAUCGAAGCAUGCAGGCCCGCAAGGCGGCCGCGAAGGCCGAGGCCGCGAAGCCCGUGAAGGCCAAGGCGAAGGUGCUCAGAAAGAAGGGCAGCUUCAGACGCGUGCUCAAGCGUCGCAAGAAGAAAGCCGCCAAGAAGGCGGCCGAGGAGCCCACGGACCGUACCGAUGUCAUGUUUCACAAGUACAACCUCAAGGACCUGGCCGUGCCCAAAGACGCCUUCCCACAGGGACCAACGAAGGGACUCCACUCCUACACGAUCCGCAGCCCGAGCCAGAAGUGUGCAAUAGAGGUCCUUUGCAGGAAUAAAGCCUUCUAUGCCAAAAAGAUCCACCCGGACCUGGCAGCUGACGCGGGCCACAAAGUGGGGCAAGUGGGCUGGAAGACGGCCUGGCCGCAGUGGAUAUAUGUGGACCUCGAAGAUUCUGUGGAAGGACCGAUCAUGGCUGGCCGAUAUGCGAUCCCACAUGACAUCGUCUACAACGAGCGCACGAUGAAUAUCCUCAGCUCCCUGGGCUAUUGCAAUGCAUUGUUUGAGUGCCUUCGACUGGGGGUGUUCUGGAUAUUGGAACAACCAGAGCGGUCAUUGAUGGAAUCCCAUCCUGCCAUUCAGCUGCUCUUUGGCUGUGUGAAAUGCUAUCGAGUAUCUAUUCAGAUGGAAGAUUUCGAUCGGAAGAUACUGGAGAAGCUUCCACGAUUCAAGCCACCGGUGGAAGACCUUCCCACCGAGGAGCAGAAGAAGGGAUGGGAAAUGUCAGUGCAUUACACCGACGAGACCGGAUGCAAGCGUGUGAAUGGCGGCCGAAACCUGAAGGGCUCACAAGCCUAUCCGAGACAGUUUGGCAUUGCUUUGUCAUCCUUGCGGACGGAGUACGAUGCUGAGAUCAAGCAGCAGGCUUGGGCAGAUCUCGCUGAGGCUCUGAAGCAGCCUUUGCGGCUUCCUGCAGAGUGUAAGCCGUCGAAGCUUGAAGUGUCCCGGCACGAAAGACUCAUGGUCUCCUUGCAGAAGUGUGCUACUAAGAGUAGCCUCGCAGCCCCUCCUGUUGCGAUUAAGAAGGGCCGAAAAGAACAGCAAGAAACCGAAGUCGCAAAGGAAAAGAAGGAAAGCAAGGAGAAGAAGGAAGUCAAAGAGAAGAAGGAAAGCAAAGAGAAGAAGGAAAGCAAAGAGCAGAAGGAAAGCAAAGAGCAGAAGGAAAGCAAAGAGCAGAAGGAAAGCAAGGAGAAGAAGGGAAGCAAAGAGAAGAAGGAAAGCAAAGAGCAGAAGGACUGCAAGGAGAAGGAGGAAAGCAAAGAGAAGAAGGGAAGCAAAGAGAAGAAGGAAAGCAAAGAGCAGAAGGAAAGCAAGGAGAAGGAGGAAAGCAAAGAGAAGAAGGACAGCAAAGAGCAGAAGGUCAGCCAGGAGCAGGGAGGAAACAAGGAGAAGAAGGGAAGCAAAGAGCAGAAGGAAAGCGCAGAGCAGAGGGACCACAAGAACAAGAAGGACAGCAAAAGGGGAGUGCAGGAGGCAAGCAAGGAGCAGAAGGAAAGCAAGGAGAAGAAGGCAAGCAAAGAGAAGAAGGAAGACCAGACGGCCAAGAAGCGGAAGAAGGAAGGCACAAGCAAGCAGGACAAUGAAACGGCGGAAGCCUUCGAUGAGGUGGCAUUCCUGGAGGCGGAGCUUGCAGCUCGGGAGCUAGCGGAAGCCCAAGAGGACUCGGAGGUUUCAGAUGGCGAGGCACCCGAAGCUUCGGAAGAAGCCAAGGACGAUGAAGAGGAGGACGAGCCAGAGCAGGAGGAGACCAGUGCUCCAAGGACCCCAGGUGCCGGCGCUUUGGACAGUGACGAGGAGCUGCCUCAGUCGCAAGAUUGUGUCUUGGACGAAGAGGACAUGCAGUCCGACUCGUCAAGCGACCAGUCGGAGGAGAACGUGGACGGCGACUCCUUGAGUGACGCUGAGGACACAAAGGCGUUGAGUACGGCCGUGGCGACUGAGCCCGUUCGGAACAGUGCCACACACAGGAAGGAAUGGGCGGUUUUUGAUCGUGCCAUUAAGAACCGCCAGAAGUUCCCCGUCGCUCUGAGCAACUAUGCGAGCAAGUCCAAGACGGAUUUGUUUGCUGCAUGGCUCGAUUGCAAUGGCAAUUGGGAUGUUCUUGCUAUUCAGGGAAAGGACUUGAAGACAAAGUACACAGACGAGGCAGAAGACUUUUCCGUUUCCGGUUGCACAGUUCAGGCUGAACACAUUUGCCAGGCAAUGUACAAGCAAGUGAUUGCAGCAAGAAAAGCCGAAGGCCGCUGGUACAAAGACAAGGACUUCCCCGAGAACGAAGAUGAAGCAUGGUAUUACAUGCCGAAGGGCCACCUGCUGCGGCUUGACAAUGCCACGAGCGAAGAACAAAAGUUGUCUGUCGAACAAGGUAUGGAUGAGGACUUGGCGAAGGUACUGGAGGAGAACAACCUGCUUCAGGCAGGCACCUUGCCUGCGGUACACGCAGCCACUGAGGCUGGCGAGAAGGCGCUUCUGGCCUUCUUCGAUGAGGGUGCUGCUGUGGCAAAGCGAACACCGAAGCCCAGGAAGGACAAGGAGUCAACGGAGGAUGCCAAGGAGAUGGAACCGAAGACCGUGCGCCAGCUGGUGGCAGAAGCGAAGCCGGAGAUCCUGAAGGAUGCUUCGAAAGCUCGGGAAACCUCCCUCACCCUGAACAACCUCAACUACGGUGAAAAGUUGGCCGAACAGCUGCUGAAUUACUCCAGGCAGAUGGAGCUGACCUACAAGAGGCUAGCUGAGCUGGAGGCAAAGGAGAGCACCGAGGAUGCCGAGUUGAACAAGUUUCUGAAGUAUGUGGCCAAGAAGAAGCCAUGGUUCCAGCAAGCCCAGGCAGCAGCAAACGGCCUGCAGUCUGGAUUGACAGCAAAGAAGAAGAAGGCAGGAGCCAAAGCAAGCGCCAAAGGUGCUGCUGCGAAGCCUGCCGCAAAAGCGGCUAUGAUUCGGGAUGGGAUUCCAAAGGAAGCUGUCUCUGCUUUUGCGGCGUGCUUCUAUGGAUUUCGCGGGGACCAGAAAGCGAGACGGGAGUGUCAUUUCUUUACACGGCACUACAACUGCAAUCUGCUUUGCGACCAAUGCGUUGCCAUCAAACCAUCAAAGAAUAUGGUCCGUGGGAUGAACUACAAGAACUUUUCUGCGAAUGCUCCUUUUCUUCUCACGACUAUCAGUCACGAAACGUAUUUGAACACAACUUCAGCGAGUGACCUGUCGCCUUGGACGGCGAUGCCAGGCUGGAGACUUGAGAAUACGUUUUUCGAUUGGAUGCAUGUAGUCCUGCUUGGAGUGGGAAGAGAUGCUGUUGCUGCCGCCAUCAAACUGAUGGUCAUGCGGGGACUGAUUGGCUGGGAUACAAAGCGAGCAGAUCUGAAGAUGUUGACACUUUGGAUCAAGAAAGAAUACAAGAGCCGGAAAUCCUUCUCUGUGAUAUCUUUGACCCCUGCAAAUGCUGGCCUGGAUCCUUGGACCGAAUACCCGGAGCUCGGGACAAUUUUCAAGGCUGCGCAAGUCAAGAUCCUGAUCUGGGGAAUAUCGAGAAAACUCCAGGAGGUGGUCAAGCGCGUUCAGGAGUUCCAUGAUUUGGUGAGAAUGGCUCUGGCAAUGCGAGGGCUCAGUGAAGCUCAGAGUUUGCUGGACAACGGCGGCUUGAAGUUCACUGGAAGCGAAGCACGAAAGUUCGAUGAAAUGGUGCACUUGCAUUUACGAACGUGGCAAAGGCUGGCUGUGAAAUUCGAGGACCUCCUCAUCCCUUUGUGCAACAUCCGGCCCAAACACCACUAUCUACAGCAUCUUGCUCGGUAUGUGCUGCGGACCCGAAUAAAUAUUCGGAUACACCAAAACUUCGAUUCUGAAUCCUACAUGGGGAAAAUCAAACGAAUCGCCUGCAAAUGCCAUUCGACUUCGAUGUUGCUGCGAGUCCAGCAGCGCUACAUCCUGUACUUGGCGUUGCUCUGGGAUCGAGCAAAACGAGCAUCAGUUGGUGGGGAUGUCAGGGCAAAAUCUUUGGAAGAUAUCUUGCUCUUGGAGGAACGAAAACCUUUCAGUAGCAGUGCUGAGAAUGCGAAGCGACGAUGCUUGCGAGGCUGA
Messenger RNA from Symbiodinium sp. CCMP2592, 5172 nucleotides. The record is from the annotation of a GenBank genome assembly. Lineage: Eukaryota; Dinophyceae; Suessiales; Symbiodiniaceae.